AUGUUUUAAUAACAUUUUCAUCUCUAAUAACCAAGAAUUACUUAAAAUGAAUAUAAAAUUUUCAAUUAAGAGCAAAUUGAAUAAUAUAUGCCUCUUAUUCAGAACUAGACAUAUAGGAAUUAAGAGAAUAAUUAGUAGGAGUAUGAUUAAUUAUAAACUGCUAAUCAAGUAGAUGUAUAAAACCUUCCCCGUAACCAUUAAUUAUUAUUAUAAGCAAUAAAAGAAGAGAUAGAAGAAAACAUUUAUGGAACAAAAGUUAUAAAUGCUCUACUCCCAUCUGCAGAAAAGAAGAAUUUACAAGAUAUAGAAGAAGAAGAUGAUGAUGAAUAAAUUAUAUAAAAUAAAAUUGAAGAGGAACUGAAGAUUAUAGGCGAUGAGUAAGACAAUUCUAAUAAUUAUGAUGAUGAUUUAUAGAAUACUUUUGAAAAUUAAAAUUGCAUGCUUUUUCGAGAUGAUGGCUUUGGCUAGCACUAAGUUUUAGGAUUAGUUCAUGAAGCGAAUGAUAUCGACGAAGACUAAAAUGAUAAUGAUAUAGAUAUUUAAAAUGAAGAAAUUUAGUUAUAAAAGAUAAAUAAAAAGGGGUACGGUAUGUAAUUAAGCGUUGAAGAAGAUAAGAUAAAAGAAAGAGAUUUUUAAAAAUAUCAAAAAUAAAGAAGAUUAUUAAAAAUUGAUGAAUAUAUAAAUAAUUAACAAUAAAUGAGCUCUUAAUUAGAAAAAGGGUUCAUCAAUACAAACUCAUUUAAAGUAUCAGUUUUAGACACAUUUUAUUAGGAUGAUAUCCUAUUUGAAAAAGUAAUAAAAAAUGGAAGCAUUUCAUCAUAGCCAACAAAAAUAAACUGUGAAGAUAUAAUUAUAGGAAGAGGAAAUUAAAAAAAUACUAAAAUUGAUAUAAAUAUAAAUAGAGACUCACAGGUUUCUAAGCAGCACUGCAAGCUGGUAACUGAAUACUAUUACAAAUAAAAUAAUUCUUAAUUAGAAGGCUUAGAUUUAUUAAUUAAUUAUUACGAGUAAAUAUACAAGAAAAAUAAAGAUAAAAUAGAUAUUUAAACAAGAGCUCUCACUUUGCCAUAAAUACAAUAUACUUUAAAAAAAUUUCUAUAUCAAAAACCUAGCUUAUAUUUAGUUGAUUUAAGUAGCUCAAAUGGCUCACAGAUACUUAUUGAUUAUUAAAAAUAUACAAGAUUAGGCUAUGAUUAAUUUUUAUAGUGCGGAUCAAUUAAUUUGCAUGUAUUAGAGAUUAAUGAUUUAAAGCAUUAUGAUAACUUUUUAUCUUUAAUUUCAGAUUAUUUACUAGAAGAACUUUAAAGAGAGAUGUCUCAUGAGCAAUAAACGUUUAGCAAGUGUGGUUUGCCUCAGAAGUAUUUAAAUUUUGUUAUUGAAAGCUUUAAACAAAUUUCUGCUCUCCUCAAAAAAAUAAAUUUAUAUUAGACAAUUCAAAAAUAAGGUUUAACAGAAAUUUAUAGAUUUUGGAUACUAAAAUUCUUGAAUGCUAAAUUAAAGAAAAGAGAAGCAUUUGAAAUUAAGAUGAUCCCUUACAUCAAAAUAAAAGCUUAAUAAUACCUGAAAUAAGAUAGACCUAAAAAUUACUUUCUAUUUCAUGACGAAGAAAAUCCAAAAAUAUUUAAAGUAGGCAAAAGUGUAGAGUGUGAUGUACAACUUGAUAGCAACUUAAUUUCUAGAAAUCAUUGUGAAAUCAAUUACAAUCCUCAAACCAGUUAAUGGCUCAUAAGAGACGGUUUUCAAUAAGACAAAGAAAGAAAACCCAGUAAGAACAAAACAUGGAUUAAUCUGUAUAAUUGUAAAUAAAGCGAAUACUCUGAAACAAUUCCAUUCAGAUUAGAGCCUGAUUAAGAAUCUGUAAUAAAGUUAGGAAAUACAAUUAUAAAAAUAAAUAAAGAAGAAGAACACUUUGAAUAUCAUAAUCAAUAAUAAUAAAAUAAGCUUUUUAUAUGA
Tetrahymena thermophila SB210 is the source of this 1953-nucleotide messenger RNA. RefSeq names its product FHA domain protein. Gene Ontology annotation, molecular function: protein binding. The transcript has a single exon. NCBI's taxonomy places the organism in Eukaryota, Ciliophora, Oligohymenophorea, Hymenostomatida, Tetrahymenidae. The record is from RefSeq and is a predicted model, not a curated record.